Oryzias melastigma (Indian medaka) is the source of this 1291-nucleotide messenger RNA. Its product is annotated as gastrula zinc finger protein XlCGF17.1-like. Gene Ontology annotation, biological process: regulation of transcription by RNA polymerase II. The record is from RefSeq and is a predicted model, not a curated record. NCBI's taxonomy places the organism in Eukaryota, Metazoa, Chordata, Actinopteri, Beloniformes, Adrianichthyidae. The coding region runs from base 114 to 1106 and encodes 330 amino acids. Gene Ontology annotation, molecular function: RNA polymerase II cis-regulatory region sequence-specific DNA binding; DNA-binding transcription activator activity, RNA polymerase II-specific. Gene Ontology annotation, cellular component: nucleus. The transcript has a single exon.
UUGAAGAAGAACAGGAAGAACCAGAACCUCCACAGAUUAAAGAGGAACAGGAGGAGUCCUGCAUCAGUCAGGAUGAAGAGCAGCUUGAUCUGAAGCAGGAGACUGAAACCUUGAUGGAGAUUCCUACUUUGGAGGAACAUGUUCACAGUGCAGCAGAUCUAAAUGAUCAGCAGAGCUUUAAUGGAGCUGAUAGUCAGGGUGAAGAACAUACUUCAACUACAGAUGAAGAGACAGAGCCACAGAACAGAGAUCAGAGGAUCCCAAUAGUCUGUAAAGAAUGCGGUAAAGGUUUUAGUUACUUGUCUCAGUUCAGAGUUCACAUGGAAAUCCAUCAAAAGCCUUUUGCUUGUACAGAAUGCACCAAAAGUUUUAGUAAAUUAUCUAAUCUCAAAUCACACAUGAGAACCCAUUCAGGAAAAAAGCCUUUUUCUUGUCAAGAAUGUGACAGAAGUUUUAAUCAAAUAAAUACUCUUAAAACACACAUGAGAACUCACACAGGAGAGAAGCAAUUUACCUGUAAAGAAUGUCAUAAGAGUUUUAGUCACAUGCAUAGUCUGAAAACACACAUGAGAACUCACACAGGAGAAAAGCCUUUUUCUUGUAAAGAAUGUGAUAAAAGUUUUAGUCUCUUGCAUAAUCUGAAAACACACAUGAGAACUCACACAGGAGAGAAGCCCUUUUCUUGUAAAGAAUGUGACAAAUGCUUUAGUGAAAAAGCCAAUUUAAAAACACACAUGAGAACUCACUCAGGAGAGAAGCCUUUUUCUUGUAAAGAAUGUGACAAAACUUUUAGUGAAAAGUCUAAUUUAAAAAGACACACUAGAACUCACAAAGGAGAGAAGCCUUUUUCUUGUAAAGAGUGUGACAAAAGUUUCAUUUGUAUAUCUUAUCUCAAAACUCACAUGAGAAUUCACACAGGGGAGAAGCCUUUUUCUUGUAAAGAAUGUGACAAAUGCUUUAGUGAAAAAUCCAAUUUAAAAACACACAUGAGAACUCACUCAGGAGAGAAGCCUUUUUCUUGUAAAGAAUGUGACAAAACUUUUAGUGAAAAGUCUAAUUUAAAAAGACACACUAGAACUCACACAGGAGGGGUCUUUUUCUUGUAAGAAAUGUGAUUAAAAUAUAUCUCACACUCAGUAGAGAAGCCUUUUCCUCGUGCAGAAACGUAUUCAGAACGUGAAUAUGUUUCAGUUGUUCAGUAUAUAUUCUUAAUUUACAUAUAAGAACUCAUACAGGAAAGAAUGUUUUAUAGAAUAUGGAUUCAUGAAUAAUCCAUUAACAGAUUAACGGU